Molecule: messenger RNA, 6072 nt
Organism: Frankliniella occidentalis (western flower thrips)
Lineage: Eukaryota; Metazoa; Arthropoda; Insecta; Thysanoptera; Thripidae
Product: serine/threonine-protein kinase par-1-like
Exons: 10
Coding region: 615-4418 (1267 amino acids)
Biological process (GO): microtubule cytoskeleton organization; intracellular signal transduction; protein phosphorylation
Cellular component (GO): cytoplasm
Molecular function (GO): ATP binding; tau-protein kinase activity; protein serine/threonine kinase activity
Source: RefSeq, a predicted model, not a curated record
UCGCAUGGCUCCAACAGUCGGCUGUAGUACGGCAUAUGCCAGUGCGGGGCCCAGCAGGCCCAGGCAACGCCGCUCCGCCUCGCCCGCACAGUCGCUCCGCUCGGCUCGGCGCGCGCGUAGCGUAGCGGCGUGGCGAGGCGCUUCGCGUCGCGGUGAGGUUAGGCCCCUACUGACCGGCGCGGCACCGCGGACCACCCCCGUGCCGGCGUGAAGUGGAAAGGUUUUUCAAAUAAAGACGCGAGUGUUUCGGACCGGAUCGGCAAGCAGCCUCCGCGGUGCGCGGACCGACCCGGCGGCAGUGUUUGUGUUGUGAAGUGGUACCAGUGACGUGAGCGCGGUGGGCGGCAGUAAAGGAUUAUACCAUGCUCCGGGACGGCCAGCCUCGUCGCGUCGCGGCGUGGUCCGGUGCCCGGUCCCGGUAGCCUGCCUCUCGCCCUCCAUCGGGAUGGUCUCGACGCCGAGGUGUCCUGGACGGUCCCUGGACAGCCAGGAUGCGUCCUCAUCGGGACCCCUGGCUGGACGACGGGGGCGGUGUUGACGCUGACCGAGGGCCAGCAAGUCAAGAAGACUGAGACAGAGCGACAGUUGAAAAGGAAGACGCACAGAGCGGGACCAUGUCGUCGGACAGGGUCUCCGACAGCAAGACUGCCCUUCGGGGCAACCCCAUCCGGGUCGGCUUCUACGACAUCGAGAGGACCAUCGGCAAGGGCAACUUCGCCGUGGUGAAGCUCGCCCGCCACCGGAUCACCAAGACUGAGGUGGCCAUCAAGAUUAUCGACAAGUCGGUCCUGGACGCAAGCAACCUGCAGAAGGUCUACCGGGAGGUGGACAUCAUGAAGCAGCUGGACCACCCGCAUAUCAUCAAGCUGUACCAGGUCAUGGAGACGGCCAACAUGAUCUACAUCGUCUCCGAGUACGCCAGCUCCGGCGAAAUUUUUGACUACAUCGCCAAGCACGGACGGAUGACGGAGCACACGGCGCGGCGCAAGUUCUGGCAGAUCCUGUCCGCUGUCGAGUACUGCCACUCGCGGAGGAUCGUGCACCGCGACCUCAAGGCCGAGAACCUGCUGAUGGACACCAACAUGAACAUGAAGAUUGCGGACUUCGGCUUCAGCAACUACUUUACGCCCGGCGAGCAGCUGGCCACGUGGUGCGGGUCGCCACCGUACGCCGCUCCCGAGGUGUUUGAAGGCAAGAAGUACGCCGGCCCGGAGAUCGACAUCUGGAGUCUGGGCGUGGUGCUGUACGUGCUGGUGUGUGGGGCGCUGCCCUUCGACGGCUCGACGCUGCACUCGCUGCGCGACCGGGUGCUGUCCGGAAGGUUCCGCAUCCCGUACUUCAUGAGCGAAGACUGCGAAUCGCUGAUUCGCAAGAUGCUGGUGCUGGACCCGGCGCGCCGCUACACCGUGGAGGACAUCAAGGGCCACCGGUGGAUGCUGGCCGAGCCGCCGCACCUGCUGCCCAACUGCGCGCCGGACCCGAUGGGCCCCAUGGGCCCGCUGCCCCUGCGGCCCGAGCCCAACGAGCAGAUCCUGCGGCUCAUGCAGAGCCUGGGCAUCGACUCGGUCAAGACCCGAGACUCCUUGAUGCGGAACAGCUACGACCACCACGCGGCCAUCUACUUCCUGCUGCUGGAGCGCGUCAAGGCCCACCACCAGGGCCGGUCGUUCUCCUUCCAGCAACAGCAGCAGCCGCACGAGGGGGCCGGGUCGGCGUCGCCCGCGUCCGGAGUGCCGUCGCCCAUCCCCAGCCCGGCCAAGCACGCCGCUGAGCGCUCCGAGUCCCUGACGCGGCGCCGGCCGAGCACCAUCGCGGAGCAGGCCAUGCGCAAGCUAGGGCUCACCUACUCGCAGGUCGGCCAGACUGGACACUCUCUGUCCGCGGCCUCGUCGGGAACCUCGGACCUGGGCGGGUCCACGGUGACGGUGCACGGCGCUGGCGCGGGCCUUGGCGCCUCCGUCACGUCGACGACGAGGAGGGCGUCCGGCUCGGGCUCCGUGUCGGGGUCCGGCUCCGGGGACCAGCAGGGCGGCGCUGGCCGCUUGUCCUACACCCCGUCGCACACGCCGCAGCACACGCCGCAGCACACCCCGCACGACUUCCGCGACUACACGCCCUACCCCAACCCCAGCAACCCCUUCAUGCAGGGCGUCCCGGCCGGCGCCUCGCAUUCGCCCACACCGUCGCUUCAAGCCGUCGACACGUCGCCGUUCUCCGGGGGCGGCGUCUUCGGCGCGUCCGGCGCGCGCCUGCCCCUCGCCAACGCACACCACCCGCCCCCCUUCCGGGAGCAGGCCACGCAGCUCGGGCAGCAGGCCACCCUGCAGCAGCAGCCCCAGCAGCAGUACACGUCGGUCGGCCCCGGCUCCACCGAGGUCAUGUCCGAGUACCUGCAGAGCGCGCGGUACGGCUCGGCGUCCAUCACGCCGCAGUGCUCCACGUCCACGGACGAGGGCGUGGAGACGGAUAUGGAGGACACGGCGUCGUCUCACGCGCCCUCCCUCGGCUCGCAUCACCACCGCCUGUCCUCGUACGCGUCCUCGUCGUCGUCCUCGGGCGUGGGCGGUGUCAGCGGCAACGGCGCGGGCACCGUCAACAAGAGCCUGAGCCAGCACCUCAGCUCCGACUCGUCGUGCUCAGAGUUCCUGUUUGAGAGCCUGGACUACCAGCUCGACCCCGAACUCGCCACCAGCCUGCCCAGCUGCACGUCCGCGGCCAGCGUGGCGAACACAACGCUGAGGAGCACCGAGCCCGCGAGCACGAGCGCCAUCCAUACGCCGUACUCGACCAACGGUGGCAGCUCCGUGACGAGCAGGCCGCUGUUCCGCCACAGUCCCCUGCUGCACGGCCACGGCGGCCACGGCGGCAUGGGGGUCACGGGGCUGUCGUCGCGGGCCCUCACCAGGUCGCCGGUCGACUUCCGGGAGGGCCGUCGGGCGUCCGACGGGCUCGUGGCGCAGCAGGCGGCGGGCGGCGCCUCGGAGCGGGCGGUGUACGGCGCUGGUCUGGGUCUGGGGCACGGGCUGAGCCCCGCGGGGGGGCUGGGCCUGGGGCUCGGCGCGCUCACGCCCGGCCAGCACCACCUGGCCUUCAACAGCCAGCGCCUGCACGAGGCGGGCAAGGCCAAGGGGGUCAUGGAGCUGCACCUCGUCCAGCAGGAGCACGCCGCGCUGCAGAACCUGUACCAGCGCGCCGUGCCGCAGGAGGAGCUGCAGCAACAGCAGCAGCAGCACUCGCAGUACCAGGACCACGCCGUGCGCACCGGCAUGCAGGCGCUGCCCAAGCGCAUCUCGCUGCCGGAGAACUUCAACUUCUCUUCGAGCCUCGACGGCGAGCAGCAACAGCAGCAACAGCAGCAACAGCAACAGUCCCCGGCGCAGUCUGCAGCCCCACCACUACAGCAACAACAACAGCAACAGCAGCCAGUACUCACUCAGGAGCAGUCACUCCAACUUCAACAGCUUCAGCAAAUGCAACAUCAGCUCCAGCAGGCACAGCAACAGCUCCAAGCGCAACAACAGCAGCUCCAGGCCCAGCUGGACAACAGCGCGCCCCUCAACGGCAACCUGGGCGGCCACGGCAACAACAACGCGUCCGGCAACUCCAGCAACUCGGGUAGCGCCUCCCCAUCGCCGUCCUCGUCUCCGUGCCCGCCGGGCGGCGGCGGCGGCAGCGGCAAGCUCAACAACAUGGGCAUGCAGCAGCAGCUCCUCCAGCACCGCCUGCUGCAGCACAAGCGCCAGAUCCUGCAGAAGCAGCAGUCGGCGGGCGCGGAGGCCGGGGCGGGGGUGGUGGGCGCCCAGGGGGUGAGCGGAAACGCGCCCAACCCGGGUCAGCUGCUCUUGAGCCGGCGGCAGAUGCUGCGCCAGGCCUCCUACAAGCUGGCCCAGCAGACGCAAAUCCUACCGCCACUGCCGCCCGCCCUGGCGGAUGCCGCCUGCUUCCCGACCAUCGCCGAGGACGUGCAGAGCCCGGAAUUCCCUCAGCACCCCUGGCCCGGAGGCUGCGGUCGGCUGCUACCCAACGUGCCGCCGCUGGCGUACGGACAACACUUGCAACAGCAACAGCUCGGACUGCAGCAGCAGCAACAGCAACAACAGCAGCAUCAGCAACAACAACAGCAGCAGCUUCAGCAGCAGACCCAGGACGCAGGGGAGCAGUGCUGGAACGCCUUGCCCCACACACUGGCCGCUGCAUGCCACAUCAGCGACUGCGGGAGCCCGUGGCAGCAGCCGCAGUCACAGCCUCUGUACUCGUGGGGCCAGCAGGCCGGCUGGCCCGGGGCGCUCCAGUGCCUCCAGGGAGGCCUCCAGACCAUGCAGCCCACCAUGCAGAGCCUCCACGGCCUGCAGCCCUCCAUGCAGCCGCUCAACGAGGUGCCGCUGCUGGAGAUGACCGAGCAGGCCGACGCCAUCUGAGAGUACGAGGGGGCGGCCGCCCCCGCUGGCCAGGGCGGCCCGCCCCCCCAGCACCCGCGCCUGCUGCCAGGCCUGCCCCUGUCCGGGGGGCCGCCGCCGCUGAGGAGGCUCCUGCCCGCCGUCCCCGGCCGGCCCGCCUCCACGUCCACGUCCUCGCCCAACCUGCACAACACGGCACGACACGAGUAGAUGUUCAUGCCUGCCUCGCUCGAAGCUAGAGGGUUCUCUCUCCCUCUCUCUCUCUCUCUCUCUCUCUCUCUCUCAUGGCCGCGUGAGGGUGCCCACGCCAUAAUAACACAAUAAAUGCCUGAUCUAGAGCUCAAAAAAAUUAUUCAUUUCCAGACAGGAAACUGUUUUUUUCUUAGAUUACAUAAAUUGCAGCGUUCCCAAGCAUAAGUAAGGAAAUGAGUAUCUAAAAAUGUACGCAAACAACAAGGUACAUAGCUGUUAUAAUGGAAGCUAGGCCUAGUAUCUAUUACAACUUACAACUGAGCUGGCAUGUGUGAAUGGGCUGUGUGAAGUAAGAUGUUUUGACAAUAAUGAGUACUGUAAAUGUAAUGGCUAAUUGUUUCUAACAUAUCUCCAAUCUAAGAAUAAGACUUGUGUACCACUCAGUGCACAGGAGAAUUAAACCCGUGUAAAAUUGUUGCUCAGAUGCUGAUCUGCAAUAUUGAUGGGCAAACUGACUUCCUUUGGAACAGUCAAAUAAUGCUUGGCAAAAUUUGGGUCAGUAUUGUAGCCAGUUCAUUUUAUUAAGCAAUGUUAUUAUGCGGGCUCACAUAUCAUUAUAUCAUUGCUUGUGUAGGCAAUAGACAUUAUUCAUCACAAACUGACUGACGCAAAGUGCAGCAGCACUAGGCACACCAAAAGAAUUAUAAAGUCAAAGAAAAGUUACUUCCCCAGGUCUAUCUAGGUUUAUAACUGGCUGAACACUUGCCUCAAAAAGGGCAGUACAUAUUUGUGCACAGCACUUCAGAUAAUUUAUUUGGCAGACUCAGCAUAUCAUCAAAUACUUUAACUGCACAUUACCCUUACACAAUGGCCAUUUGUGCAAGAGCAAUAAUAUUUAUAAGGUAAUAUUAGGAUGUCAUGUCUAUUACCUAGUGAACCUGACAUGCUUUUGUAAUUUGUUUAUUUUGUAAAGAACAAUCAACAUUCUUCUGCUGGUCAGAAGUAAUGUGUAAUUCUGAUACUAAAUAUUAAGCUUUCUUUUCAAGGGCUGUUUCAAUAUUAUGACUUAAUAAAUCUCAAGAAGCAGAAUCCACCAUGUUUUACCUUCACCUAAGGAAGGCAUAUGAAUUAAGGAACAUAUCUUUAACAGAACCAAAGAAAAUAAAAUGUAACUCCUUGCAUUCUGUAAAAUAAAACCUUUAACAAAAAGGCUGCUGUGAUGAAACUUUAUAGUGCCUGUAGAACUUCAAGACAAUGCAAUACUGACUGAAUCCUGGUAACAGACACAAUUCUUAGGCAGAUCGUACAAGGUCUGUGCUUAAUUCCAUAUUUGAAUUCUGUGCGAAUAAUAAAAGUCUCCAGCUGUUUUCUAAUUCAAGUAGACGAGGUAGAAAAUAAGGAAGGCCCAAGAUAAUGAAGAUGAAUGUAUUGUAGUUUGAUUAGAUUUUAACCCUGUGGUACAAUAAAUAAUCAUGAUUUAAAA